AUGGGACUCAAGGGCUCGAAACCUAAACUCUCGAAAGAGGACUUGGAAUUCCUCAAAAAGAACACCAAUUUCACUGAAGAACAAAUCAAGGAAUGGUACAAGGGUUUUGUGCAAGAUUGUCCGAAAGGACAUCUCACCAAGGAGCAGUUCAUCAAAGUUUACAAGGAUUUCUUCCCAUCUGGUUCAGCGGAAGGCUUCUGUGAACAUGUGUUCCGAACGUUCGACACCGAUAAUAGCGGAUUCAUCGAUUUCAAGGAAUUCUUACUAGCUAUUAAUGUGACCAGUUCUGGUACACCGGAACAGAAACUUGAAUGGGCGUUCCGAAUGUAUGACAUUGACGGCAAUGGUACCAUCGAUGAAAAGGAGAUGAUUAAAAUCAUCGAGGUCAGUCUUUCUAUUCUUUCCUUUCUCUUUUCUUUGCAGUAG
Messenger RNA from Cooperia oncophora, 426 nucleotides. The record is from the annotation of a GenBank genome assembly. NCBI's taxonomy places the organism in Eukaryota, Metazoa, Nematoda, Chromadorea, Rhabditida, Trichostrongylidae.